Molecule: messenger RNA, 6415 nt
Organism: Thunnus maccoyii (southern bluefin tuna)
Lineage: Eukaryota; Metazoa; Chordata; Actinopteri; Scombriformes; Scombridae
Product: zinc finger protein 335-like
Exons: 28
Coding region: 1077-5867 (1596 amino acids)
Biological process (GO): positive regulation of neurogenesis; regulation of gene expression; brain development
Cellular component (GO): nucleus
Molecular function (GO): RNA polymerase II cis-regulatory region sequence-specific DNA binding
Source: RefSeq, a predicted model, not a curated record
AAGUUCCGCACUGCAGGUUUAACAUUUUAUAGGGUAAUUCAGAAUAUACUCUUCAUGCACCAUACAUUGCACCCUAUAGGGCACCUUUAGGACACUGUUUUUUGUUCAUUAAAAGGGCACUCAUUAUGGCAUCAUGUUUUCUCACACGUGGGGGCACCCUAGAGGGCACUUAAUUGUGUUUGGCUUUUUUUUCAUUGACAGGGCAACCAAUUCUUCACCUCAGUAUGUUAGACUUGGGGGCACCCUAAAUGGCACUUUUACCUUUUUUAUUUUGUUUUCUCACUACAAGGGCACCCACACAGAUCCUCCAGUUCACCCCAUUAUAACAGCAACUCAUAAGGCAGUACAUUACAUCCUCUUAAUUUAAAGGGCAUAUCAUGUUUUCUCACUUGCGGGGGCACUUUACAGGAUACUAUCACAUUUUGUUCAACUGAAAGGGCACCAAUAACAGCACUUAAUUUCUGACUGUUACAUAUAGAGGCCCUCUAUAGGGCUUUUCAUCCUGAUUUAUCCAUACACUUUUGCAUAUCAUUUAAAAGAAAUUGCAAUACAUAUAACGGAAAAAUAAGACCACGGAAAUCACAUGAAUAAUUAACAUUCAGUUUAAACUGUUCCAGACCCUGCUUUACAGGAUAUAUUCUGUGUAAAAUGUUAAAUAAUACCGCUUUCAUUUUACUGAUAAAAUAAUAUUUGUUUGAUAUUCUCCAUCGGCCUUUUUACAAGGGCUCUAAGUAGCUGCGUAUCAAUCCGCAUCAAAAUACGUAAUACGCCUUCCUCUAAAAACAAUAGUCCACUAAGUGUUUAUAAACAUCGCAUUUAGCGAAAUCUGGUGCAACAUAAAAUGACCAAACAUAUCAUUAAACACAAACUGUUUAAAUCAUUAAAUGUAUCAAUAAUAUGCAUAACGAUCCAGCUUUUAACAAAAAAUAAUAAAUAAGAUCCGGUUGCUCGGACAGGAAGCAAAGGAGAUACUCAUGGCGCCCGACUAGAAAGAAGCAACAAUUAUCCGUUACUAAUUUCUGAGCUGUUUAGCGCCUCUACGUUAAAGGAUACCUUUCGACUCGCUAAUAUACGUUAUGGAUUCGGAGGAGAAUGAGGUGGAGAGCAGCAGUGAUGCUGGGCCCGCAGGGAUGGAGGAGCCGUCUGAAAGUGGCAUGGGUAUGGAGUCAUCAGAGGCCAUGUCUGCAGACAGCAGUGAUGCUGCAGCCUCUCAUGCACAGGCCCCAGAGUCUGACUGCCAUGUGGGACAGAGUUCAGAGGGACUUGUGGUGUUCAUCCCAGAAACCAGCUCCAGUACAGACGUCAGAGUUUCAUCAGUCCACCUCCCAGACUCCUCCUCAGUGGCCCAGUCCACCAGCGUGUCCAGCGUCUCCACAGUGACUCAGUCAGUGCUGGUGUCUGAGUCAGCCCAAGUGCUGGUCCACUCCAGCGCUGUGUCUGAAGGAGCCAUGAUGGUUUCUGACUCAACUGCCUCUACCUCGUCAGACCUGGGGUCUGCCAUAGACAAGAUCAUUGAGUCCACCAUCGGCCCUGACAUCAUGAAUGGUUGCAUAGCUGUGACCAGUGCAGAAGAUGGGGGGGCAGAAACAACCCAGUAUCUGAUAUUACAAGGACCAGAUGAUGGUGCUCCUAUGGUAGCCCAGAUGUCAUCUUCAGCCCUGUCCGAUCGUAUAGCCAUAGAAGCUCUUGCUGAGGGCCCCACAUCGACGUGUCUAGACCAGGGAGACCUGCAAGGCAACCUGGAGCCUGACCAACCCGACGAUCAGCCUGGACACUCGGGUUACCCAGAGGACAGCAGCAGUCAGCCUGACCAGCCCCAGCACUCCCACCCCUCCCAGUACAUGGAUUGCAGUGCAGAUGGCCCAGACCAAACAGGGGAGUCCUCAUCUUCGUAUGUGGAGUGUUCAGGCGAGGAACCCGACCAGACACGUUCCCAGUCAGGCUUCCCCGACUACAGCGGGGAUAACAGUGACCAGGACCUGCCUGGAUACGUGGAAUGCAGCGGGGCAGAUUCAAACCCGAUCAGCCGAGGUCACUAUGUGGUGGAGUGCAGCGCUGGGUAUCUGGAGUGCGCUGUGGACGAUGGAGAGCAGCCGCAUCAUUCACGCAGUUACAUUGACAGUAGUGCAGAUCACAGGACCCAGACAAGUCGGCAGUAUGUGGCCGAGUAUGGUGGGGAUUGUGUAGCAGCUGCAGACUCUGAACAACCAGGUUGUUCUCAGUACCAAGCAAGGGACGAUGAUGAGGAUGACGACGAGCAGAACCAGGAUCCAGAUCAGCCGCAGCACUCUCAACAGCAACCCCAGCACUCCUGUUACAUGGAGAGCAGCAAUGGCCCAGAGGCUUCUCUCUAUGCCGAUGACAGCUCCUCAUCAGACCACCCUCUGGCAGACACGGCAGGCUCAGGUGGGCUUCCUGAGGCACUGGAGUGCAGCGAGAGCCAGCCUGGGCCCUACAUCAGCAGCAGUGGGACAUACACCUCCAAUCCAGAGCCUGAGUUGGCCCCACAGUGCUCACCCAGCCAAGAGGAGCCGCAGGGCUCCCAGGGGCCUCAGGAUGAAGCUGGUUUGGUCAGGGAGAUGGAGACAUCAACAGUGGCAGAAGGCUCUGGAGACCGACCACCAAACCUUGCUGAGUUGGAGGAGAUGAUGGAAGUAGUGAUUGUACAGCAGUUCAAGUGUAAGAUGUGUCCAUAUAAGAGUGCCUCCAAAGACACACUCAUUAACCACAUGAGAGACAAACACUUCAAACCUGCAGGGGAUAUGCCAAAGAAGCGUAAACGUGGACGGCCUCCUAAAAGUGAGACGCUGGCACGUCGCCAGGCAGAGAGGGAGGAAGCUGAAAAGAAGAAGGCAGCAAAGGUGAAGGCUGCUGAGCCCCAGCAAGCAGAAGAGGAGGAGGACGAUAUUGUGGAUGCUGGUGCUAUUGAUGAUCCUGAAGAGGAUAGUGACUACAACCCGACAGAAGAGGAUUGCAAAGGAAGACCACCAGCCCUUCUGAAAAAACCCACUCCUCCUAUCUCCUCCUCCUCCUCUCAUGGACGUCCUCGGCGUAAGGUUGGGCGUCCGAGGAAGUACAGCCUUUUGGAAGAAGGCUACAGCAACAAAGAAGCAGAGAGUAUAGCUAAGAAGCCCAGGGUUAGUGCGGAUGCAAGUGCACCUGAAGAGGCAAGCUCCUCUGGGUUAGGAAACGGUCCUGCUAUGGUGACUGAUGGAGACACAGCAGAGGCAGCAAUAAGCCAAUCAGACUCUGAGAACAAAGACCCCUCGUCCAAUUCACAGCCAGAGGAGGAGUUCUUCCCAAGAAAACGAGGCCGACCCUCCAAACGCUUCCUUCGCAAGAAGUAUAAGAAGUAUAUAAAUCGAAACCGGUACUAUAAAUCCCUCAAACCGCUUCUGAGACCUCACAAUUGCUGGAUCUGUGGCUCACGCUUCCUCACGCAAGAAGAUUUGCGCUUCCAUGUAGACUCUCAUGAAGGCAAUGACCCAGAGCUCUUCAAGUGCCUCCAGUGCAACUAUCGCUGCAAGCGCUGGUCAUCUCUCAAGGAACACAUGUUCAAUCAUGAGGGCACUAAGCCUUUCAAGUGUGAAGAGUGUGAUUACACAAGUGUCUACAGGAAGGAUGUUAUUCGCCAUUCAGCGGUCCACAGCAAAGAGAAGAAAAGAAAGAUAGAGUUGGUACCAAAGGUGUCAGAGUUCCCUUGCCCUGUGUGUCACAGAGUUUACCCCAUGCAGAAGAGACUGACUCAGCACAUGAAGACGCACAGCUCAGAGAAACCACAUAUGUGUGAUAAGUGUGGCAAAUCCUUCAAGAAGCGGUACACAUUCAAAAUGCACCUACUCACCCACAUCCAGAGUCUUGGAGAAAGCAAGUUCAAGUGUGAGUUUUGUGAUUACACUUGUGACAACAAGAAGCUGCUGCUCAACCAUCAGCUGUCCCACACCAACGAUCGGCCCUUCAAGUGUGACUACUGUAAAUACUCCACUUCUAAAGAGGAAUUCCUGGUGUCCCAUCUCGCCAUCAAACACACAGGAGAGAAACCUUUCUCCUGUGAUAUGUGUCACUUCAUGACGAAGCACAGGAAGAACCUGCGUCUACACGUGCAGUGUCGCCAUCCUGAGGCAUUUGAAGAGUGGUCUGUCACUCACCCCGAGGAGCCCAUCAGGAGACGACGCAGACCCUUCUUCACCCUGCAGCAGAUUGAGGAGCUCAAACAACAAAAUGAAAACACGCAGGACUUGCAGAACACCAUUGUUGCAGUGGAUUCUGCGACACUACAAGCCAUGCAGGGCAUGGAAAAUGCCUCAGUGUCCCAGGAUGCAUUGGGAAACACUACCAUCAUCUACGAACAAGCUGAAUCUGGUGAUCUAUCCGCCCAGAAUGCCCUGGACCUGCUGCUCAAUAUGAGCAAUGCUCGGGAAUUGGUUGGAAACUCUUUACAGGUUGCAGUGCUGAAAUCAGGUGGAAGUGCUGAAGUCAAAGCUCUGGAAAACGGUACGUGGAGUGCAGUGACCGCAGCACCAGGCCAGGCCCAAAAGGUCGUGACCUUUCACGUGUCUGAGAAUGGAGAGACGGUGUUACAAGAGGCCUACGAGGCAGCCACCUCUGAAACGGGAGAGCUCACCCAGAUCGCCAUUGAAACCUACGAGGGUGAAGGGGAAUUCAGUGUGGUGGAGCAGGCCGCUGAAGAGAUCCAUAGUCCUGGAUACAGUAAUGAUGAGAGCAGUCCUUCUCAGGCUGUAGAAGUCUCCGGAUCAGAGAACCUGAAAAGUGACAAGUACUAUCUUACUUCAGCACUGCCUGAUGGGGUUUUGCAGCAGGUGGAGCUGAGCAGUGAAGCUCCAGCUUCUCCCUCUGCAGUGAGCUCUCCCAGUCUCAGCACCAAGAGGUUCUCCUGCCGAAUAUGCAUGGAGUCUUUCCACGGACGCUCUGACAUGGAGAACCACAAGAGGGCGCACUUGGAUCCCAACACCUUCAAGUGUCCCGAUUGUGACUUCACCUCCACCUCCUGGCCCGAGGUCAAGGCUCACAUGGGGCUACAUUCCUACCUGCGCCCUCACAAGUGUCCCAACUGCAGCUUUGCCUCCAAGAACAAGAAAGACCUGCGUCGACACAUGAUGACCCACACUAAUGAAAAGCCCUUUUCUUGCAAACUUUGUGGACAAAGGUUUAAUCGUAACGGCCAUCUGAAGUUCCACAUGGAGCGCCUCCACAAUCAGGAUCACCCCACUCGCAAGAGCCGUACUGCUGCAACGCCCCAGCAGACCAUCAUAGUCAACAGUGAUGAGGAAGCUCUGGCUACACUACAGUCCCUGCAGGCGCAUCAGACAGUCAUCACUCCAGAGCGGUUGCAGGCCCUGGGACAGGAGCACAUCAUAGUAGCACAAGAACAAGCACUAUCAGACCAGGAGGAGGGAACAUACAUCCAGCAGAUAACCACCAUAGAUGGACAGACGGUUCAGCACCUGAUGACAGGAGACAAUCAGGUGACCGAGGUCCAGUAUAUCAUCUCACAGGACGGAGUGCAGCACUUAAUCCCUCAGGAGUAUGUGGUCGUAGCUGAUGGCAACCACAUACAGAUGCCAGAUGGACAAAUCAUCCAGUAUGAGCAUGAAGGGGCCUUUUUGCAGGAGCAGCAGAUUGCUGUAAGCCAUGACGGUCAGAUCCAGUACCUGCCUGUCAGCUCGGAGCAACAGAUAGUGAAUCCUGAAGAUCUGGAGGCUGCUGCACACUCUGCUGUCACAGCAGUAGCAGAUGCAGCGAUGGCGCAGACCCAGACAGUCUACACUGAAGCUACACCUGAACAGCUGGAGCAGCUGCAGCAGCAGGGCAUCCACUAUGAUGUCAUUACCUUCACCGAUGAAUAGAUGGCUUCUCAAAGCCACCGGGGUACAAACCUGCACAAAGCAGGACCAACAAAAACCACUAUGAGCUGACGAGCAUCUUAUUUAAGCAUUCAAGAUCAACAGUCUUUUUAAAAUUCAGAUUAUUGCACCCAUUGCUUCUAACUUCAAUCAUAGGGGCUGUGCAUCAACGAGUUAAUUUAAGCAAGGUGGGUCUGUUCUGUACUUAUUGAAACUGAUUCGUGUUUACGUGCCUCAACUGCUUUGAUUUGCAAGACAAUGUUAUCAAAGAAAAUGAAUUGGCUCAUAUCAUGUUUUAGAGAAUAUACAGAGCGUCCACAUGAACAUUUUAGUGGCUGAAUGGAGUGAAAUGAAAAGGGAGUGUUUAUUUUUGAUCUGUAAUAAGAUAUGUUAAUUGUUAGAAUGCCACAACAUUGUGUUUACUGAAUAUUAAUAUGUACAUACCUUUUGCAUUUGUCUUCUGUUCCAUGAUGGAAGAUACGUUUUGAUUUGGUGAAUAUGAAGUGUUUAAUAAGCUGAAAGCUGACACCAAAUAAAUCACUUUGUCUAUA